AUGGCUGGCGAUGCUGGAGGCACAAACACGACUACAAGGUUGCUAAGGGCAGAAGAUGGAGGAAAUAGAAGUGGGCAAGUAGAAGAAGGAAGACCAAUGGAAAGGAGAGUAUUGGAUGUGUUGGUGCUUGGAUUUGCAAACCUGGUGGCAGAUGGGAUAUCAAUGGGGUUAGGAGAUUAUGUGUCUAGUAGCACUGAGAAGGAUGUGGCUGCCAAAGAGAGGGCGGUGACAGAAUGGGAUGUCACUAACCAUGAGAGGGCUCAGAAGCAGGAGUUGGUCGGAAAAUAUCAACAACUUGGGAUGGACAUUAAUGAUGCAGCCACGUUGGUGGAGAUAUUUGCAAAGUACAAAGACAUCCUAGUAGAUGAGAAAAUGACCGCGGAAAAAGGGAUGACACCACCAGAUGAAGAGGAGAAACCAUGGAAGAAUGGUCUUGUUACCUUAGUGGCCUUCCUUGUGUUUGGCUGUUUACCACUCCUCUCUUUCGUUGUCCUAAUCCCUUUUACUAACAAUGAAACGGUGAAGUUCAUUGGUGCUUGUUUCAUGGCUAUCUUAGCCUUGGCAGUUCUUGGAAUAGCAAAGGCAAAGAUAGCUGGACAAAAUUAUGUGCUGUCUGUAUUCAUCACCGUUGGCAAUGGUGCCUUCGCUGCUGCUGCGGCUUAUGCUAUCGGGUGGACGCUAAGGAAUGUAGCUGGGCUAGUUGACUGA
Molecule: messenger RNA, 708 nt
Organism: Populus nigra (black poplar)
Lineage: Eukaryota; Viridiplantae; Streptophyta; Magnoliopsida; Malpighiales; Salicaceae
Exons: 3
Coding region: 1-708 (235 amino acids)
Biological process (GO): intracellular manganese ion homeostasis
Cellular component (GO): membrane
Molecular function (GO): iron ion transmembrane transporter activity; manganese ion transmembrane transporter activity
Source: RefSeq, a predicted model, not a curated record